Molecule: messenger RNA, 1224 nt
Organism: Penicillium malachiteum
Lineage: Eukaryota; Fungi; Ascomycota; Eurotiomycetes; Eurotiales; Aspergillaceae
Product: WD40 repeat-like protein
Exons: 3
Coding region: 1-1224 (407 amino acids)
Source: RefSeq, a predicted model, not a curated record
AUGAACCCUUUUACAGGGUGGUCAGCAAUAUUUGCUCAAUUUACUAAGGAAUGGCGAUAUCAUGAAAAGCGCCGAUAUGCGUUUCAGUCUAGAUUUUUCUCAGAUGACACGCCGCUCGAUGAGUUGCAGAUCAAUUUUGAGAAUAAUGAUAGUGUGCAGGCAGUUGAUUCAAUGGAAAAUUUAACCUUCAACUUUGAGAAAGAUUCUGAUCUUUGGGGUAUGGCAUACUGCAAACUUCGAAUUCAGGAGAGUGACCUCAUCACUGGAUACGAAAAGAUUAUGCAUGAAUAUCUCCAUAAUACCCAGGACCAAGGGGUGAGGGACUUGGAUGUUCCUUCGAUCCAGCAGAGUCAACUGGUGGAAUUUCUUCGUUGCAGUCUAGAGAAUGUGACGAGCAUGCAAUCUACAGUUGGUAAAAUGGGGCCUCAUGUGAGGCAAGCACAAUCCGCCAUGCUAUCAUUGAAAAGUGGGAUAACAUUGGCUGUUCCACAUGGCGCAAUUCUAUGGGCUUCACUCGCAGUCGCUCUCUCAAUGGCAAGUUUGUUCUCCUCGGCUGUUCAUGAUGUGGCAAAUGCUAUAAACGGUGUGGCUGAUAUUACAGGGAAAAUGAAGUGGUACACAAAUUUGGCAGAUGUUCUUGUCCACCAUCAACACAGACAAGAGGAACCAUUCUUGGCGAUGCGCUGUGAACUUCUAAGUAAAAUCUUAGACAUGUACACGACGCUUCUUCACUUCGCGAUUGAAUGUGUGUGUGCAUUCAGACAAGGUCUUUCUCAGGCCCUUACACAGCUUCAAAUCUCCCCAAGCAAAUGGGAGAGUUUACGGCAAAGCAUCUAUAUCGCUGAGCAAGAAGUUGAGGAUCUUUUAAGCCAAUAUUCUAACGCAAGCAUCACUUCCUACGUCAGCCUUUUGGUUCAUUUGGAACUUUCAAAAGAAUACCGUGAUAUCAUGCAACAGCUUUGCGUCAUUGACGUCGAUGCAGCCAUCAAGUCUCUGAGGAAACAAAGCGAGAACAACGAAACAUAUCCGGAGGAGGCACAAAAUCUUGCAUCCAGAGAAUGUAAUGAUCGUCAUUUAUGCCUUCCAAAUGGCGAAGAUGAAGCUACGACAACUCAAAUGAUACGAGCCUUUGAUUUCCUGAUCAAGCAACUCAACACGCGUUUUGACAUAUCUCAUGUUUCCUAUUUUUUUGUAACGACACGAAAAAAAAAACCGAUGUUAUGA